Molecule: messenger RNA, 879 nt
Organism: Aspergillus melleus
Lineage: Eukaryota; Fungi; Ascomycota; Eurotiomycetes; Eurotiales; Aspergillaceae
Exons: 1
Coding region: 1-879 (292 amino acids)
Source: RefSeq, a predicted model, not a curated record
AUGGAGCAACACGGACUGAUGAGCGGUCUUCCUUCGAACUAUGCACUUCUUGACUUUCGUCAUAUGGCCCAAAUCAAGAGCGCAGCAGAACAUGUGCUUGAUCAGCUAACCAGGAACGAGGGCGGAAAUCAAUUUCUCGUUGUCUUGGGCAUUACUGAAUCAGCUCGCCAGCGACUUGACAACGGCAAAGAGUGCCUUGGGGGCAUCACAUUUCGGUUUAUGUGGGAGGGCACCACAGCAUUGAUAAAAGUGAUCCCAACUCUGCAACAUGACGUGACCACCAGAUCGAUUACAGAGGAAGUCGGCUAUAAGCUCCGCUCCCAAAUGGGCAUUUCCAGAGAUAGCAUAAUGUUCGGAAACACAACCACCCACAAAUCCUCCGUUGGCAAUAAAGGGAAACAGCCCGACGACUGCUUUUGGCCUCCAUCGAGGCAGGGCGGGCCCAACCACGCACACGGCUGGCCCACUCUUGUUGUUGAGACAGGAGUUUCCGAGUCUUUGCCAAAAUUGCGAGAAGAUGCUCACUGGUGGUUUCAUAAUUCCUCCGGUCAGACUCGCUUUGUUCUUGUCGUUUCCAUCUCGCGUCGUCAGCACCGAGCCCUUGUGGAAAAGUGGCAGUUGGCUCCCCCAGGUACACCACGUCCAAUCACCAGAUUUUUGCGAAACCAACUCAGCAAUCAGCCCCCUCCUCGUGUGCAACAGCCCGCCGCCUCCCAACAACCCUUCUGUGCGCAAGAGAUCAUGAUAACCGCCGCUUCAGUCACUGGGGCUCCCCUGGUCCUCAAUUUUGAGACCCUCUUUGAUCGCCCCCGUCAGGGACAGGAAGCGGAUAUCGUUCUGGAUGCUAAUGAUCUGCGCCAUUGUGCCAGAGUGGUCUGA